This is a messenger RNA of Condylostylus longicornis, 1830 nucleotides long. It is a transcript of the gene crc, whose product is annotated as probable basic-leucine zipper transcription factor N. The transcript has 5 exons. Gene Ontology annotation, molecular function: RNA polymerase II transcription regulatory region sequence-specific DNA binding; DNA-binding transcription activator activity, RNA polymerase II-specific. Gene Ontology annotation, cellular component: nucleus. The coding region runs from base 246 to 1361 and encodes 371 amino acids. Gene Ontology annotation, biological process: regulation of transcription by RNA polymerase II. NCBI's taxonomy places the organism in Eukaryota, Metazoa, Arthropoda, Insecta, Diptera, Dolichopodidae. The record is from RefSeq and is a predicted model, not a curated record.
UAAAUUGACUCAACCCUGCAUGAUUGACUCAUUUUCCUUUCAAAAAAGCAGAAAUAAAGUUGUAAAAAUGUUACUGUAAUAUAAAAAUUGUGCAAAAUUUAUAAAAAAGGACACGUUCCGUGCCCAAAAGCUCACAAGAAAGGAUUUUUUAACCAUGUUCAAAAAUAUGGAAUCGCCAAAGCCAUUCAAAAUGGUUUCUCAAAACAGCAUUUUAUUAAGUUAUAACAACAAUAUCCAAAUUACAAAUGGAAACACUCCAAUUGCCUCAAGAUUUAUAUUGGGGGACGAAGACCGAGCCCCUGUCGCCGGCCAACGACGACCAAUUAUUUCCAUCACUAUUUAGUCCAAAAAUUGAAAGUGAUGAUGCAGAAGAUGUAGAAGUUGAUGCUCAAACCGACGCUUUAAUAGCCUCUGUUUUAAUGGAGGACGAAAUUUUACUUCACUUAGAAAUAUGUGAUGAUGAUGAAAGCGAGUGGGAUUGCAUUCAAGGUGCAAAUUAUCUGACACCAAUUUUACCAAUAACCUCAAUAAACCAUUUAAAAGAUAGCACCAGUGAAUUGAAAAGAUAUUCUGAGAAUGUUGAUAUCAUACAAUUAUCACAGCAAACGUUUUCUCCUGAAAAUUUUAAUUUCCCAAUUACCCCGUACCCUUAUGCGCAACAAUUGCAACCACAACAGACAACACAACAGGAACAAAUACAACAACAAGAGGAGCCACAAAAAAUUGAUUAUGAAAACUUUCUAUGUGAUUUUAAUUCAACAGCUUAUGAAAAACCAAAAGAAGAAUGUCUUAGCUCUCCAACACCAUCAUCACCAUCAUCAUCAGCUUAUGAAGAAUCAUCUGAAUCAGAGAGAGGUGACGAAAUUGUUGAUGAAAUUUUACGUAUACAUACGAAAAACUUACCUGAUUUCAAUGAUGAUAAUGAUUCACAAUAUUCUUCAUCAUCAUUUUCAUCAGCUUCUGAUGAUUCAUAUAAAAUCAAUUCUGUGAACUCAAUGUCACCAAUAAGUAACCAUGAUUGGCCUCUACUUUCCACAUCCGAUGAAUAUUCAAGUCAAGAGAAUCUCCAAAAAAUCAAUGACAAAACUAAUGAUUUCAAUGGAGGACAAACAAUAAAGAAACGUUCUCGUCUAUAUGUUCGUAAUGUUGAUGAGAAAAAAUCACGCAAAAAGGAACAAAAUAAAAAUGCAGCUACACGUUAUCGUCAAAAAAAGAAAAUGGAAAUGAAAUUAGAUUUAGAUGAAGAACGUGGACUUUUAGAUAAAAAUAAUGGUUUGAGAAAAACUUUUGAAGAAUAUCAACGUGAAGUCAAAUAUUUAAAAAAAUUAAUAAAAGAAUUUUAUAAAAACGAUAAAAAAUAAAUAUUUGAGCAACAACUAACAAAACUAAAUAAAAUAUCAUACGUUCAUACAUACAUAUAUAUAAUCAAAGUUAUACAUCUAUAAUGCAAUAAGAAAAAGAAUAAAGGCAAUUUAAUUUUUCUUUCAAAUUUAACAUUAUAAAACAUUUUAAAAAUGUAUUUUAUAUGUUAGCUAGCAUUGAUGUAACAGAAAUCAUGUAGCGUUUAUGACAAAACCUUUUGAAUGUUUUUGAAAAUUUUAGCUCUUGUACUUUUUGUUAUUUUCAUUGCAGCCUUUAAACCCAUUAAAAAAAAAAAAUAAUAAUGUACACUUCCAAAAGAAAAAUUAUUAAUUAUGAAAAAACAAAAUAUCAAAAUUUUAUUUAAUUUCGGAAAUAUACUUUUGUGUACAAUGGGUUAUAAACAAAAAUUAGUGUUUUAUUUAUAUUUUAAGUUCUUUUAUAUUUUUAAAUAAAUUUUUUUUAGAUAAA